Molecule: messenger RNA, 2928 nt
Organism: Leishmania major strain Friedlin
Lineage: Eukaryota; Euglenozoa; Kinetoplastea; Trypanosomatida; Trypanosomatidae
Exons: 1
Coding region: 1-2928 (975 amino acids)
Source: RefSeq, a predicted model, not a curated record
AUGACGUCUGUGGCAAGCACCCUGUAUCGAGCAAGUGACCUGCGCGGCUCUGUUGCGAUGGAGACGAAUCCAGAUGCGAGCAGACUGGGAACGCCCAACGAGUUCACCGCCUCCGUUCUCAUCAAGCGUGGCAAAACCAGGGAGCACAGGAUGAACGCAGUGAUGGAAAGGGAUGGCGCGAGCACCGCACAGGACGAAUCGCAGCUGUUGAAAGAGGAAGCGCGCAAUGCAUGGUGCACCCAGGAUGCUUUCGUCGACUUCGACACAGACAGCAGUGAUUCUGAUGCCCAGUCAGGUGGGAAGACGGACCCCACCAGUGCCUUCAUGGACGAUGGCAGUGCUUCGUCUGACUCGUGCUACGCUUCUUUCUACACUUCCAAAGGUGAUGACUCGGACACCAGCUUGGACGACACGCCGUCACCGUCGUAUGGGGAGUAUGAAGAGAGUAACGAAUAUGACGACGAAGCCGAGGAGGACGAGGGGCUUGUCGGCAGCGAUGCGUCGCGCAUCAACGGCAACAGCUUCUCCAGCACAGACCCUGGGAGGAAUAUUAGCGUCAUGUUUGGCGUUAGCCGCAGUAGCGUCUCUCCAGAGCAGCGAAGUAGCAUCAAGGGCUCCUCUGUGAGUGCGCUGCCGCCGUUCACGAUUUCCGGCGCGCCAAGCUCGCACGGAACGCACGUCGCCUUGCUCGUGACGGGCGUCUCUGACAGGCCGCGGCGCGCCCGCGGCAGCGCUGCCUCGAUGAUGAUGCCGCCGUACACCACGACGACGGUGUUGAACCCGAGUAUGAGCGUAUCUUUGGUGUUAUCUGCCUUCGGCACGUUCAGCAACGGGACGUCGGCACCACCCGCAGAUCUGCCGGUGGACUUGAGAAAACAUGAGAGCGGCAACGCUGGCACCAGGCACCCACAGUCGUUGGAGCGGAACAAUUCAAUGAUGUUCUCGCAGAUGUAUUUCACCGGCUCCGAAGCACAUCAAGCGGAAGCGCGGUCGCCUCUCUACAACGAUCAUGGCUGUGACAGAAGCAAUCAAGAACUUCCUACAUUGGCUUGGGGUGACGAGAAGAGGCGCCAGAUGGCGAGCAUGAUGCAGAUGGAGACGAUGCUGCCACUUCACGCGCAUGCGAACCGCGUCAGCCACAACGAGGACUCCGUUGACGGCGGCAUCUAUGGCUUUUGGCCUAGCGAUGACAAGAAGAGUGAAGAUGCCAUGUCGACACGGCCGUUGGUGAGCAAAAUGAAUAGCACUCUUCCUUCCUUCCUGAGGUACGCAGAUGCGCGUUCGCCCUGCACCAUCGCAGGAGAGACGCGAGCCGCAUCUUGCGGAACGAAGCAAGGGGACAAGCAGCUGAAGACGUGCGCUGGCGGGCGCCAAGAGGGCAGAAACGACCACAGCAGCAAUUCCACUGGUCGUCUGCCGCGCGGCUCUUCGCUGUUGCACGCACACACCCGCAAUGGCGGCAGCUCGCCAGGCGAAGCCUUCCUCUCCGAUAAGGCGCUUUCCCCCAACGCCAUUAUCGGGGUACUUCGGGGCGACUUCGACAACCGCGAUAUCAGCCUUGAUAGUCGCUUCCUUGAUACCGACCCUCAUCACAAGAGCGGGUCGACUAGCAUGGAGGCCAAAGGGCAUUCACGUCAGCCACCAGCGUCCUCGAGGCACGCGGUGACCGCAGAUGGCACAGUCGAUAGACACGGCGCAAGCACAGCAACGGUGGGCGACAGCGAAACCUCGUCGGGCCACCGUGUUGAGGAGCCGGUGCGUCGCCGGCGGUCUGGCGAUGCGAUCCUGAGCAUCUGUAGAACGGCCUCUUUUGGCCAUCCGCGUGAAUCUUUCUCCGUGACCCGGUCGCUCAGCUCCGGUCAAGCGCAUAGUCUAGGCCCUGUGCCGUCGCAGCAGACGCUCAUCGGUGUGUGGCGACUGCUGAGUUUCCGCGAGCAGGGCGACACGCCUCUCACGAACGUCGAGCACGUGCCACAGAAGAGAACAUCAAAGAAAAAGCAUAGCAAGGAUAAGAAGAGGAGCAAGAAGCACGAAAAGCACCGCAGGCCACGCCACACCGCCGAGGGCGGCCACGUGGGCAUCGACACAGGAAGGAGUGUGGAUGCCCGUGAUGACGCUAACAGGGAUGACGGCGCCCACGUCAGCGCGGCACCAAUGUGCAAGGAGAGCGAUACAAUGCGCUCGCCGGCUCGAUUAUCGGGCGUGAGCGCCGCUGGCGGCGCACCAGCUGAAUGCCACACCGGCGUGACUUGCUGUUGUCCCAGUUCCCCUCCUGGAUUGGGCUGGGCCGCUGGGAAGCAAGGAAGUCUCCGAAGUAGUAUGGAGGCGAACGGCCAGCCUCUCCGCCGGCACCAGGCGGUGCUGCAAGACCUGUCCAUGGGCGCACCGCCUGCGCGAAAAGGUACGCCGCCCACCGCGGGUAACCUGAAGAUACGACUGCUUCCCUCCCGGGUACCUGUCCGCACCGUCUUCGAUGCACCUGACACCCUCACCGCUCCGCACUCGCACAAUUCAUCAGCGGAAAAGGUAGACGACGCUGCCGCGAAUGCUCAUGUGCCCCAGCCCUCUGGUGCCGACGUCGCGCGCGCCGUGGGUAGUGCGAGCGUCGAUGCAGCACAGAAGCCCGACCGCUUCGAGAAGUUCGAGGAGCCGUCAGUAGAGAGCCCAACUGCGACGGUGCGCCGCUUGACUGUACGCUCAGGGAGUUCAAAGGCGUUGAUGAACCAUGUUCGCGGGUGCAAUACAAGCAGCGACUCCGACGGCAGUGCGCAGCGUCUUCUAGCAGCGCCAGCCACGCAGGUGCGGCUAUCCGUAUCGCCGCCAAACGGACGCCUCCGGAUCCACUCGUACGACGGCUUGGCCGCUCACAACGGUGAAAGGUCGCUGCGGUCCCUAACCCGUCCACAGGAGGGACUGCCUCCACUGUAG